UCUGAGUUAUUUUAUAAUCUGUAUUUGCGUGUUAACAAAUACACAUAUAGGCCAUUUGAAAUCAAAAUCAAAGUCGUAUAAAAAUACGAUCCCGCCGUUCUCUCCCACCUUUGGUGGUGUGCUUUUGCCAGCCGCUGCCGGUGUCUUUAUGACCACACAGAUACUGAGAUCAGGGGUCUGAGGUCAUGAAAACUAGGCUUACAAAAAAUAAGUGUUUUAGAUUUCGUGUGAAUCUCUGUCUUAAACUGGCUGACUUUGCUGCCCACAUAAACAUGAACUCUGACUCGGGGGGAAGCACUGGAACAGCCAAGAUCAGAAGGGUGAGGGGGAGAAGGAAGGACUGUCCCUUCAGAUGACAGCGGGAGCAGGUUUCUUGGUUACCAUACUUAGCAUAACACAUGCGGCACAAGCUGUAGUACUGGGGUCUUACAAAGGCUUUGUAUGUAAACAUGUAUAUUUAUAUAUUACUGAUUCAGACCUUGAAUUUUACUUAGUAAUAUGAAAAAAAAUGGUAGAUCUUUCUGGACACAUCUGGCUAGGUUCUUUCAAGCAUUUAAAUGGAAACAGUGCCUGCCUCUUCUGAAAACUUCUGUUUACAGAUUUAAGCUUAUAGGCCCAGAUUAAAAUAUCCAAACUAGAUCUAAGGAUACUGCGAGUUUCCCUUUACUCACAUUUUUUCCGUACAUUUUCUUCAUGAAGUUCUUGGAAGGUUAAAGAAUGUAGCUGUAUGACAAAAAUCUGGUUUGUUAAAUGUUGAUAAGAGUGCCACUGCACUACAUUACCUUACAUACUUUGUCAUAGCUGUAAGUCAUAGUCCUUAGGCUUGUUAAGUUUACCUGUGACAUCAUUAUUAUUAAUGAUUAAUGACAUCUUUAUUCAUACAAUCAAGGUAUUAAGGCAGUAGGACAGAAGAGAAAAACUAGUAAGUAUAGCUAAUGUACUGACUCUAACGACUACUUUCACUGCGGUUUUUAGCUUUUUUUUCAACGAUUAUUACUGUAGUUACAGAAAUGUCGACAUUUUGAAAAUUGAAAGAGCAGAAAAUGUUUUGCUUCGUUGUUUGGUUUCGAAGUCUCUUUCAGUCUUGAAAAAGGUAUAAGCUGGUCUCUUCAGAGAGAAAACCACUAGAUGGCAUUCCAGAAGAGAACUUUGCUAAAGUUAACAAACGCAGGUUUGUCAGAAUAUGGUGAGAGCUAUUGGAAUUUUUUCUACUCUUUCUUAACUGAGACACUGGCUGAACUCUUUUUGCUCAGUUAUUUUCCCCACUUCUAAAGCUGUAUUUAUGUGACUUAAAAUAACUGUCCCAGAAGCUCAUGAGCUGUGUUACAGGGGAGAGGAGGUCUUGUUCUCUUGGCCCAUUGCUGUUAUCUGGCCUUGUAAAACUGAGUUUCAGCACUCAACGUUUUCUGUUCCCCAAGUGCACAAAUACCUCCUCAAUGCAGACCCUAGUAUGAGUUGUUUACUACCUUGAGGGGAUUUUUUCUUUUUAAGGCUAUAUUUCUUAAUUUGUGUUCUCAGUGAUUUUUUUUUUAAUCUAAAGUGUUUCUUUCACGUGACUGAAAAAUAGGAUAAUUUCCUAAAUCUCUUUAUCCAAAACACUAGAUUAGCCUUCACAAAUGCUUUAAUUUAAGAAUCAAUUAACUUGAGUCGUAAAAAGGUUCUACUGAGUCAUUAAUAAGGAUUUUUCAGCUUUCUGAGCUGUUUAUCAAAUUCUUAGAACAUGUUAUGAUUUAUUUUCAUUAUUAUAUCAUUGGUUAAAUUUGAUUUCAUUAUCUUAGCAUAAAUAAAUCUGUGCUACGUAAGAUUGCUAAUUAAUUAGUAUUAUGUUGUAGCAUCAACUUUAAAUAGCAGUUAUUGAGACCAAAGGGAGGAAAGAAAAUGGAUUGCAGUUUUGAGAUGUAAUGGUGUAUGUCUUUUGUACAGUGUUUUGUAGUUCAUGUCAUCCUUGUUCCUUGCUAAUUUAAAAAUACAUCUUUGCCAAGAAGAGAAACAGUAAUUUUUACCUGUGAUUAACUCUGUAACUAUAUAUCUGAUACUUAAAUCCAGUGUAGCAACAAAACAGCACACGCAUAUUUUAUAGGAAAGAGAAAAUGUAUAUUAGGAGUACUAUGUUGCAAAAAUUUAUUUUAAGGUGAAUAUGCUAGCAAGGCAUAAAUUGGAGACUGAUGAUUUUGUCUGGUUUUUCUGCAUUAACUGUGUUGGAAAUACAAGAUUAUGCAAAAGAUUUUAUCAUUAUUUCCUGUAAUAAGGUAAAUCACUGCAAGCCUUAGAGUUGACAAACUUUAGAUCUUUAAAACACUUUUGAGGUAGUCUGAUUGAAGUCGUUAUGGGGGUGAAAAUCACCCUUUCUGCAAGAAGGGGCAAAGCCUGUUAAACCAGAAGAGCAGCUUUCAGACUGCAGUACUGAAGGCUUUGUUCCUCCUGUCCUGCGAUCUGUGCCGCUUCACCUGCUUUGAGUGAGUGGAUUCUAAACAGGGUACUGUUUUCACCUGACAUAAUUUCUGAUUGUGUUCAAAGGGAGAUGAGUGAAAGUUCGAUUUUUUUUUUUAUUUUUUUUUUUUAUUUACAGCAGAUGUGCUGUUCCAUUAGGAAAAAAAAUGAAAAAUCAUCUUACAAACUGAAAGUGAGUUUGAAUGUUUAAUCAGGUUGACUAUGUAAUAGUGACAAAGUGACACAAAAUCCCAUAGUUUCUAUGGAUUUACUACUGGUCCUAUUCUACCCUGAGUUGAAGUUCAAUCCAGGUUUUGGAAAAAAAAGGGCAUUAACAGCAGUAAUGGGGAAUUUCUGUCCUCCUUUUGUGGUGUCGGGGUUUAACCCCAGCUGGCAACUAGAACUAGAACCAGGUCCACGUUCAAAUGCUCAACUGUGAAACUUGGUAACAGCGAUGGUGACAUACUGUUACUGGGUAUGGAUAUCAUUUCAAUGCCUGAUGAAAUACGGCACUUUUUUUUUUCUUUGGGAUUCUCCCAGGGUUGUGACACAGAAUUGUGUUAUGUCACAUCUGAAAUAGUUGUGUGAAGUCAGUGUAGUCUCAGUUUUCCUGUAGUGGGCUGAAACAUGUGGGUGUCUCAGAAAUCACACCAGGAAAUUCGGUUUCAUGUGUUUUUAAUUGUGGUAAAAGCUUUUUCGUGAGCUCAUCUUCACCUUGCUAUGGGUCAGGGGACAAGACGCACAAUGGCCGGGUCCCAGGCCGGUGUCUACCUGGAGGAAGCAGUAAGGCCAAGUUUCUGCAAGCGUUUCCGUUCACCGCGGUGGGGUAAAAUGCAGCCGGGGAGGUCUCUCGCCUUUUGUCCUUUCACGCCUUUUGCCCCAAAAAUGCCUUUUCUCCUCCCGGGGGGUGUCCUCUCCCGCCGGUGCGCAUGCGCGCGGGCCCCGGCCCUCCCCAGUUGCUAUAGCUACCGCGCGCGCCACCGGGGACCGGCGCGGGCGGCCCGGCGGGAGACGUGAGGGGAAACCAACGGACGCGGGGACCGGGCCGAAGAGAACCCAACCCGGCCCCGCAUCGCGGCUGCAGCCCGCCCGUCCCCGCCGCGCCCCGCGCCCAGGGCGGCUGCCCCGGGCGGGCGUCGGGAGGCGCGGAGCCGCGGGGAGCGGCCCAACCGGCCCCGGGUGGCGGUGGGUGCCUGCCCGCGUGGGUGCUCGGUAGGGAGUUACCCCGUUGCCUGGCGACUGCUGGGUGCUGCUUCUCCUUUGUGUUGGGUUUGGGUUUUUUCCUCAUUAAUACAGGAUUUGGAUUCUUGCAGCCCAUGUCGUUUCAGUGACAGCACAGAAAACCUUAAAGUUGUUCAGCCUCUGGAAAGGUUAAAACAUGCAACUGAUACCUUAGGAAAUGGAAGAUACAUCGGAUAGUUGCUUUGAAGUUGUUAAAAUGGAAAGGUCAGGUGCAGAGCAGCCAUCUGCACCCUCACAACCAAGAGCAGUCAGAGAGGCCAAGGGUGGGGACCCAGCCGAGAAGCCUCUGCUUUCAGGAGCUACAGGCACUGCGCAGUCAGAGGAGGGCUGCGAGCAGCAGUCGGCUCUGGAGGAACAGGAACAGCCAAGUUUAGCACGGUGGGAAUUACCCAGAGAAGGACUAGCCACUGAAGAAGGGAUCGGAAAUAACGAGCAAGAUGUAUCUGAGCCAGAUGCCCCAUUGAGCACAUCACCUGAGAGCACAUCUCCUGUUACCAAUGAGAAUUAUUCUACUUUACUUGAAUUGAGAAAUUCAGAAAGGGAAGAAAAAAUAUCUCAAAAUUCAGUACAAUCUGCAAAUACAGCAAGUGGGUCAGUAACAGGAAGCAUGACUGAGGAUAAUGAAACUUCUAGGAGGACUAGGGCUAACUUUGAGGACGCUAUCCGUCCUGUGAAGUUAUAUCUUCAUCAGGAACAUUUUCCUGCAGAAGCAGUUCAACAGGAUUACCACAUGCCUGAUGUCAUAACUGUCAGAGUACAAACAGAUUCUGAUUCAUUCCAAGAUGUAGUUGUGACAAUCGAAAGACCUACCUAUCAUAAACCAUUUCUGGGUGGAUUUAAGAAUCAGAUAACAGGAGUGGAAUUUCAUAAUGCAGGAUCACAAACGAUACCCAAGAAACGACCUGACAAAGGAAUUCAGUUACUUUGUAGAGAAACACAGACAGUUUUUGAAAAAAAUAAGGCACAACAAACAAGAAAUACAACAUCAACACAGAUGACUAAAAUUGGCCUGUAUGUGUCAAACAUGACUGACAAACUAAUAAGUCCUGGAAAGUAUCUUACAGCGGAAGAAUACCAUAAACGUAGACUUGAAGCAGUUGUAGUAUUACAGAAGUAUUUCCGUCGUUGGCAUGCUAUAAAUGUAGUACAAAAUCUGAGGGAAGAAAAGAGGUUAAGACUGGCAUGGGAGGCACAAGCAGAGUUAUGGAGAAAAAAAGAGAAAGAAGAAAAACUGCGAAGGGAGCACGAACGAAGAUUGAACCCUAAAACAAAAGAUGAUUUUGAGCUGCUGUACAAUGCUUUAGAAUUAUGGAGGCAGGAGGAGACUGAACGGAUUGACAGAACUCUUACUGGCGCUGAAAGAAAGGCAGCAUUUUGUGGACUUCUGGAACAAGAGGCACAGCUGAUUGCGUCCAUUGGGAGACACAAACUAAAUGCAAAUGAGGAGAAUCAACAGAAAGCAAUACUGUACUUUUUGGCUAAGUGUGCACAACCUAAGAGGUGGAAAGCAUAUGAUGGAAAAGUCACUGAAAUGGACACACAGUACACACUCCGUGCGAGAGAACUAUUGGAAAUCUACCGCAGCGUUAGCAUGAAUGACAUCCCAAAAGAUGAGAGACUGGAUGUGCUGUUAACACUCAGACGUACAGUAAAGGAACAUGAAUGUAAAUUAACACAGGAAAUAGUGGAAUUAAUUGACAGGGAAGUUGAUCUUAUGUCAAGAGAAGUGAAAGAAUGCAACUUAGAAGGACUGAGGAAAAGAAUUUGUACAUUAUUUCUUCAAUAUAUUAAAACUCCAAAGUUUAACCCUGAAGUUGCUAGGAUACUGAAGGUUCCACCAGAUCCCUUAAAGCUUUAUAGAAAUGUUAACUUCUGUCAUAGUUGCGAAAAUUACUUACCAUCUAGUGAGUUUCCUGUUCCUGCUAAUUCCCGCACCAUUGGCAGAUGUCGCUUGUGUUGCAAGCUUGAUAAUGAGGCUCGGCGACGAGAAGCAUUUUUGAAGUACAAGCUUAUACUAGAAAAUCUCAGAAAGUCUGAAGCUGAUUAUCAGGAUGAUGCUAAAAUUGUCUUCCUAGUUCAGCAUCAAGAUCUGCAGUACAUGAUUGAGAACAUAUGGGGCUCUCAGUCAGCUCUCAGUUCCUGCAGUGACCUCUAUGAUUUGGUUAUGGUCAGAUGGGAUAAGCAGCGGGAGUGGUCUCCAUGGAACACUAUUCUCCUCACUAAAGAUGAGGCAGAUGCACAUCUUAAGCUGUGUAACCUUGAGAAGGCUUAUGAAGCGGCAUUUAUUCACAGAAUAAAACGUAAGCAUAUCCGGGCAAAAAACUACUUUGCUCAGAUUCCAGCAAUGGCAUCAUUUUUGCACAGGAGUGACAACCAGGCUAAUGCAAAUGAAUUUUUAAUAGCUACGCCUAUUCCUACUGGGAUAAAAACAUAACUCUUAGGUGAAGUUAACUGAAGUUAAAGUAGUUAACUGAAUUAUUGAUUAAUACAAUUUCUUUGGUUUUAAAGAAAUCUACUUUUUCACCAAUACCUUAAUUGUAUUACACAGAUCAAAAUAAACUUCUAAGGAUAAAAUAAUUUGAUCUUGGCCAGUCAAUAUAACUGCAUUUCACGUUUUAUAACCUCAUUAUUUAAGAAGUAAAAUGUUGUUGAUGAGCUUUGUAAAUUCUAAAUUUUUAGAGCAAUGACUGCAUUUCUGUGUGUCCCUGUGUGGCUUGGAACAUUCUGUAUGUAAUGUAAUAUUCCUGUUGGGGGAAUUAGCUAAUUCUUUGUCACCUUUUAAUUAGAAAAAAUAAUACUAUAAACACUGUGUUAAAUCUAUUUCUCUUGUCUUAACCAUAUAAGGCAGAAACCCCGUCGAACCCUAAAUUCCUACAGAUCAACAGAAUUGAUACGCCCUUCAAAAUGUAGCUGCUUUGCCUUGCAAGAAUUUGUGCAAAAGAAUAACUUUACUUUUUAUAGCUCACCUUGAUGGUCAUAGUGGAACUGGCAGCAUAUAAUUACUGUAUCCAAGAUCUUGAAGUUAUUGUAAAUCAGACUUAUAAUUUGAAAUACAAAAUGCAGACUGUUUGGAACAUGUUUAUUUUUUGAGGAGCUAGUGUUAUUUAAAGUAGAAUUCAGUUCUCCCCUAAACUUAUUUCCUUAUGCUUAUAUUUGAUUAUAGUUACAGAGAAAAAUAUGAUAUGGUGUACAUUCAAUAAAGUCCUACAGAAAGUCAAAAAGUUCUGCUUGAAACCUCUAUUCUAGACAUAGUAUUGACCCAGGACAAAACCUUUUGCUCUGACAAAUAGAACUGUAUAGGAAAAAGCAGUAGUAUUUACAAAUGGAAAUAAGCAUAUAUUUGGCAGCAAACAGCUGGAAACUGGAUUGACUCCUUCAACAGAACAUGAACUGCAGAACCAGUACCUGACUGAUCAGGGCAUGCUAACAUCAGUGGAGUCUUUCCAUCGAUUUUACCAUUAAAUUCAGAUUCUGGAUUUCAGUUCAGUACUGAAUUAAUGGUAGAAUUGCAGCACCUGAGCAUUCCGGUUGACUUAUGUGCUUUCCUGGAUCUCAGCCCUACGAUAGGAAAUGAUGCUGAGAUUGGGCUUCUUCCAGAUUGCUAAAAGGAUUUUUGUAGAAAAUUAUGGGUUGAAUGGCAAGAAGGAAAGCAUGAAUCAUAUAGAUAGUAAUGUAAGUCUUUAUAAAUUUGUCGCCUAUCUUUUUAAACAGCUUUUAAAAAAUGUACUUUACAACCCUAGAGGAUGAUUUAAAUAAACAGUAAGGAAAUAAUUCAAACAAAUGUGAAAAGUCACUAGUCCAUUGAUUUCAAUGCCAUGGGGUGUUGAAGAUUUUUGGAAUCAUAGAAUCAGAUAGGUUGAAAAAGACCCUUAAGAUCAUCAAGUCCACCUGUUAACCGAACAUUGCCCAGUCCACCACUAAACCAUGUCCCGAAGCACCAUAUCUACACAUCCUGUAAAUACCUCUAGGGAUGGCAAUUCCAGCACUUCCCUGGGUAGCCUGUUCCAAUGCUUCACAACCUUUCAGUGAAGAAAUUUUCCCUAAUAUCCAAUCUAAACCUUCCCUGGCGCAACUUGAGACCAUUUCCUCUUGUCCUGUCACUUGUUACUUGGGAGAAGAGACUGACCCCCACCUCUCUACAACCUCCUUUCAGGUAGUUGUAGAGAGCGAUAAGGUCUCCCCUCAACCUCCUUUUCUCCAGGCUAAACAACCCCAGUUCCCUCAGCCGCCCCUCACAAGGCUUCCUCUCUAGGCCCUUUACCUGCUUCAUUGCCCUUGUCUGGGCACGCUCCAGCAGCUCAAUGUCUUUCUUGUAGUGAGGGGCCCAAAACUGAAUACAGUAUUCAAGGUGGAGCCUCACCAGUGCCAAGUACAGGGGGAUGAUCUCUUUCCCUAGUCCUGCUGGCCACACUAUUUCUGAUGCAAACCAGGAUGCUGUUGGCCUUCUUGGCCAUCUGGGCACACUGCUGGCUCGUAUUCAGCUGGUUGUUGACCAACACCCUCAGGUCCUUUUCUGCCAGGCAGCUCUCCAGCCGCUCUUCCCCAAAUCUGUAGCGCUGCAUGGGGUUGUUGUGAUCCAAGUGCAGGACCCAGCGCUUGGCCUUAUUAAACCUCAUACAGUUGGCCUUGGCCCAUCAAUCCAGCCUGUCCAGAUCCCUUUGUAGAGCCUUCCUACUCUCAAGCAGAUCAACACUCCCACUCAACCUGGUGUUGUCUGCAAACUUACUGAGGGUGCAUUCAUUGAUAAAGAUAUUAAACAGAACUGGCUCAAAUACUGAGCCCUGGGAAACACCACUUGUGACUGACCACCAACUGGAUUUAAUUCCAUUCACCAUCAGUCUUUGGGCCUGGCCAUCCAGCCAGUGUUUUUACCCAGCAAAGCAUACGCCCAUCCAAGCCAUGAGCAGCCAGUUUCUCCAGGACAAUGCUGUGGGAAAUGAUGUCAAAGACUACUAAAGUCUAGGUAGACAACAUCCAUAGCUUUUCGCUCAUCCACUAAGUGGUUCACCUUGUCAUAGAAGGAAUGUACAAAAUUGUAGAAUAAUUCAGGUUUGAAGGGACCUCAGAAUUCCGUCUCCGACUCAAAGCAGAGUCAGCUAUAAGUUCAGACUGAAUCGCUCAAGGCUCUGUCCAUUUCAGUCUUGAAAAUCUUCAAGGAUGGACAAUGCAUAAACUCUAGUGGCAACAUGUUCCAGUGCUUGACUGUCCUCAUCUUAAAAAAAGUUUUUAAUUUCAGUAGAGUAUAUUGUCUUUCAUCCUCUACCAUGCACAGCUGUAAAAAGCCUGGCUUCAUCUUCUUGAUAAUCUAUUCUUACGUUUUGGAAAGCUGCUAUCAGUUUUUUCCCACUCCUCCUUUUCUCCAGGCUGCGCAAGCCCAGUUCCUUCAGCCUCUCCUCACAUGUCAAGUGCUUCUGCCCCUUGAAUUUCUUAGUGGACCUCUGUUGAACUUGCUCCAGUUUAUCAAAGCCUUUCUUGAUUUGAAAGGCCCACAUCUGGCACAGUAUUACAGAGUUAUGCUUGAAAAGUUCUAGAUUCUAUAUUCAGUUCAGUAUUCUCAAGCAAACUAGUGUUUUGGCCUGCUAGGGAACUGCUCACACACACAAUUCUUUUGGUUUACGCAGAAGUCCGGCAGAUUGUCCCUGAUAAUGGCAGUACCAUCUAAUUGCACUGUGGAAGCUCUUGUGUAAAUAGUUAAAAAUUUGUGUUGCAAUUAUAGUGAAUUGGAUACUUGACUAAUGUUUGUGACGUGGCAGUCCACAAAACAAGUGACUACCUGUAUAAAGUGAAAACUAAUGUCGUCCUUACGUUGGUAUCCAAAAAUGGCUUUUGAAAGCAUAGAGAUUGAACGUUUUGGAGGACAUCAUGUAUUGAAAGAGAGUUGUUGAAAAAUGGAAAAAGUAUUUUCAAUAUUUUGGGUAGCUAGUUGAAUCCUUUUGUUAGGGUAAAGCCAACAUAAUUCAAAAAUAGGAUAACAUUUAAAAAAAAAAAUCUAGCAUUAUUGAAAAUAGUAUAAAAUCCUUCAUGUUAGUUUUCUUUAAUUGCUACUAUGAUCAUCUUAAAUGUUUUGAUGAUAAUUUACUGAAUUUAAAAACAAUUAUUUCUCCCC
Chroicocephalus ridibundus (black-headed gull) is the source of this 9778-nucleotide messenger RNA. It is a transcript of the gene IQUB, whose product is annotated as IQ motif and ubiquitin domain containing. Lineage: Eukaryota; Metazoa; Chordata; Aves; Charadriiformes; Laridae. The record is from RefSeq and is a predicted model, not a curated record. Gene Ontology annotation, biological process: cilium assembly. Gene Ontology annotation, cellular component: acrosomal vesicle; motile cilium. The transcript is spliced from 12 exons. The coding region runs from base 3830 to 6106 and encodes 758 amino acids.